UGAAUCAGUCUGCGCUAAGCUACAGACGGGAGAGGACGCGCGCUUUUUUUUUAACAAAAUAAAAUAUGUUUACGAUUGAUCAGUGUUUACCAACAGUGAUUUUGUGACUGAGUUGAUUGAAUAUGACAUGAUAUACUAGUGCUUUUAUUAUUUGUGAAUUUAUAUACUAUGGCUCGGAUUUUUUGUUUUCUUCUACUUGUGUGGCUGGUGUCUGCUGACCAGGAAGAGGUGGAAGGUGGCAAGUGCGAGAGGAUCAAGCUGCCACUAUGUCAGGAUUUGGGAUACAAUUGGACUGCCAUGCCCAACCUGAUGGGGCACAAGGACCAGAAGGAGGCUGAGGAAGCGAUGGUUGCAUUCACGGGUAUUCUAUCGAGCGGGUGCUCUGUCCACGCGCGGUUCCUGCUGUGCUCGGCGUUCGCUCCGCUGUGCUCCGAGGAGGUGUCGGGCUCGGUGAGCGCCUGCAGAGCGCUCUGCGAGACCGUCGUCGACGACUGCAAAGACCAACUCAAGCAGAUGCUGCCGACCAUAGUGCUCGACUGCUCCGCCUUCCCGCUACGAGCUGACCGGCGCCUGUGCAUGCGACCACCCAAUGCCAGCGAGUCCGAACCUGAGCCACCCCCGGCGUCCCGCUGGCCCUUCCACGACCACGAUAUCAGAGAGCACGGCUGUCCACCGGCACACACCAGAGCUCCGACCGGCGAGUGCUGGCCCGCGUGUGGCCAACAUGCCAGAUACAGCCAGUCCGACAAGAGAAAAGCUGAAAUAUGGAUGAACACGCUAGCCUGGUUCUCCUUGCUGUCCACGUCAUUUGCGCUGCUCACAUUCUGCGCGGAACCGUCGCGCUACAGAUACCCUGAGCGGCCCGUCGUGUGGAUGGCAGCCUGCCACGCUAUCGUCGCCUUAGCGCAUGUCACUCGAGGCUGGUUGGGCGCCAAGAUAGUAUCCUGCUCCGGAACUACACUAGCCGUGGAUGGCCUGGCUUCACCAACAUGCGUCGCCUUCUUCUCUCUGACGUACUACUUCACGUUGGCUGCGGACGCGUGGUUCGCUAACGCUUGUGUUGCGUGGUACCUGACUGCGGCCAGUGAGUGGUCUACUGAAGCUUUGGAGCGUGCUGCGGCGUACCUACACGCCGUGUCGUGGGGCUGGGCGGGAGCAUGGACAGCAGCCGCCUUGGCACUGAGGAGAGUAACAGCCGACGAGUUGACGGGAACGUGUGGAAUAUCUGAUGCUGCUGCCGCGGCUCUAGUGGGGGUGCCUAGAGGUGCUCUGCUCGUAACAUCCGUGGCGCUGGCUAUCGGGGCCUGCCCUGGCAUCAUGCGGGUGCGACGCGCGUUAGACUCGCGUGGAGCGAAGAGAGUGGGCAGACUGGCGGCGCGCGCAGCGGCUGCUGGUCUACUUUACUUUGUGUUAGCCGCGUUGGGGACUGGCGCGCGAGUUUUAGAAGCUCGGAUGCGCGAGAGCCGGAGCGGGCUCGCCUUGCUGGUGGCGCUGGACGCGGGGCGGGUGGAGGCGGGCGCGGGCGCGAGCGGGGUGUCGGCGUGCGUGGCGCUGGCGGGCGGCGCGGCGGCGGGCGCGUGGGCGUGGUCGCGCAAGUCGGGCGCGGUGUGGCGGCGCGCUGUGUGGCGCCCGCGCAAGGCCGCGUGCUGCGCGCCGCCGCUGCUGAGGACUCACCACCCCUACUACAAGCGCCCGCUGCACGUGUCGCGCGUCUGACGCAACCCUCACGAUAAUAGACUGUAUUCAAUGCGUAUAGUGUGUAAAGUGCCUGAUUAUGCCUUCUGUGAAGGCGCUCUCGAUAAGUUUUGUAAAAAUGUGUAAAUAAUAUAAAUUUUAUUAAUUAUAAUAUACUGUUGUUUUUUAUAUCAAAA
Molecule: messenger RNA, 1871 nt
Organism: Helicoverpa zea (corn earworm)
Lineage: Eukaryota; Metazoa; Arthropoda; Insecta; Lepidoptera; Noctuidae
Product: frizzled-10-like
Exons: 2
Coding region: 169-1716 (515 amino acids)
Biological process (GO): non-canonical Wnt signaling pathway; canonical Wnt signaling pathway
Cellular component (GO): plasma membrane
Molecular function (GO): Wnt-protein binding; Wnt receptor activity
Source: RefSeq, a predicted model, not a curated record